Phaeodactylum tricornutum CCAP 1055/1 is the source of this 1632-nucleotide messenger RNA. RefSeq lists its product with no specific name. The record is from RefSeq and is a predicted model, not a curated record. Bases 136 to 1632 code for a protein of 498 amino acids. The transcript has a single exon. Lineage: Eukaryota; Bacillariophyta; Bacillariophyceae; Surirellales; Neidiaceae.
UGCGAACUUCAUCGGCAUUCACCUUUUAGAGACAGCGGGUCGACCGAACUCUUGAACAACGCGUGCAAUCUCGAUAAAAACUUACAGUGAGACUCAGAGAGCUCUUCUGUGUUGGCCGUGCUGCGCUGUACACCCAUGUCAAGACGAAAUAGCAGGACCGCUUCGGUUGCCGUAGGACAAUGCAAUUUGUCAACAGUAGCACGACAACGCCAGUCGCUGGUAGCCAUACUGUUUUUAAUGUCUAUUCUAUCGCUCGCAACAUCUGUAUCUCCACCGGCAUUACCGGUGUCAUCGAAACACUCGACUGAAGUUGGGAACGGCAUCAGCAGUAUUGCAUCUGGCGAAGGAAAGAGUCCAAUCGCUCAACUGACAGGGUACUUGAAGAACUCUAUUACGAGAACGGUAGAUGGCUGUGGGCAGUUGUGGACCAAUCACAAGACCUGCAACACAAUCCGAGCCAAGCUGCAACAUCACCGGGAUGACUUGGCCAAAACACCGCCUUACGCACGAAUGGAACUGAAGGAGCGCAAAAAGGCGCUCAGCGCCGUGGAAGCCGGUAUUGAAUACGAAGAAUACAUGUUCUUGCAAAAGGGCAAAGAAGAUCGGGGGAAGCUGAUGAAUGUUGUAUUUCUCAUGUGGGGAGCGCCACGAUUUUUGCCGUACGCGCUUAUGUUUAAUCCCGAAAUGCUGCCCUCACCCUUUCUUAGUCCAGGCCCCGAAUCAGUUCUAGAAAAGAAAUCACGCCAGAGAUCCACUGCUGUCCUAGAGUGUCUGCUGCAGUUGGAACAACAAGCGAAGGCUGUACCAGCCUUAUCCAAACUCAAUAUCUUUGGUGGAAAGAAACAGCAAGUCAAAAUGAACGCAAUGCAUACUUUCAACGAAAGGGUGGCCUCGUUUUUGAUAUCGUCAUCGUGCCAAGGCCACGAAGGGGCCUCUCGAGUGCUACAAGAGAUUGGUGCUUAUCUUUAUCUACCUGUAGACGAAGAUGCCCCCGAUCGAGGAGACUUUUCCCGAAAGGCAAAGCGUCUCUGCGACGUCCCCCCCACAGUCAUAAAGGGUCUGGGCAGCGCUAUUGGCAACGCCGGCUUCUUCGCGUCCGUGUCUCCCAACUUUCUGAAUCGCGGAAAAAUCCUGGGACACGUCAAAAAAAUUGCAGACGCGGAUCACUUUUUGGUACAGGCUAAUAUCGAUCUCACGACAAUAUCGUGGAGGCUAUUGCAGGAAGCAUGCAGCGACCGGUUGAUCGGAAACGCGGCGUCGACCCCAGACGAAUUGCAAUCAAUGCUGUCGUCCUGGUUGAGGUUAGUUGUUUACGAACCGGCGAAACAUGAUAGUAUGCAUUUUAACAGCAACUUGGCGCGAACCUCACUGAUGGGGUACCACGCAUUGCAAGCCACACGGGAUGGUCGCAGUGACAGUGCUGUCUUACCGCGGCUUUUAUUUGCUGGCGACCGUAAUUCCGUGGUGUCCGGUAAUGGAAUGGUACAGUCCAAUGGAAACGGUAGCGUGUUUCCGAGGGCUAGCUUGCCUCCGAGAGAACCCGAGUCGUUUGUAGAAGGAGAUGGAGGAAAGUCGUCAAAGGGCAACAUUCGUUCGAAACUCAACAUCUUCCGUGGGUUGCAUAAAAGCUAA